AUGGCCAAUGACCGCAGCGAGCUCCAACAGGGCGCUAUAGCAGAACUACAGCUGGGGGUGGCUAGGGAGUUGGUGACGUUGAUUGCAUGCGCAACUCUUGUGGGGUUAGACAAGGCCAAGGACGUCCGGGCGGAAGACGCGGAUUGUGGGGGAACCGCCCCCGCAAAAGCAGAAAAGGUCGAGAUUCAGGGAUCCACCGCCAUCCCCAGAGCGACAGCCAGAACAUCCAAUGAAGGGCCAGUCCCACGGACUCCGCCGUCGCUGAAAAGGGAUACGGCUGACUGCGACGCUGGGCGUGGGCGGCCAGUGCAUGAGUCGCGUCCCUAA
This is a messenger RNA of Rasamsonia emersonii CBS 393.64, 327 nucleotides long. RefSeq lists its product as uncharacterized. The transcript has 2 exons. Bases 1 to 327 code for a protein of 108 amino acids. The record is from RefSeq and is a predicted model, not a curated record. NCBI's taxonomy places the organism in Eukaryota, Fungi, Ascomycota, Eurotiomycetes, Eurotiales, Trichocomaceae.